AUGGAUGGCGAGUGGAGAGUCACAUCAGAGCUUAGUUUUGGCUCCAAAAAAGCGAUGAAGGGGGCAUGCGGAAUUACUGUAUCCAAUGAAGGAUUUGAUGCGGCUGAAUGUGGGUGCGAAUUGACGCCAGUUGUUAGGGUUUGCAAUGAAGGAUUUGAUGCAGGCCGGCGAUUUCUGAGUUGUCCAUAUGAGGGGUUAAACUCCUGUGGGUAUUUGAGGUGGAUGGAUGAUGCAUGGCAGGGCAGAUCAAGGGUGGUAAUUCGAAAGCUUGCAGAUGACAACCAGAAGCUACAAAAUGCUUUGCUUGACAAGGAACAAGACAUUCAGAGGAUGAAGAAAGAGAGGAAUAAAUUAGAUGAGCAGAGGAAAAGUAGGGAAAAAUUAGAUUUGUUUCUAGUACUUGUUGUUCUUGCAAGUGUAGUGAUUUAUGCUCUAGUUGCAUUGGUUAGUAGGGGAUUUGUGUGA
Molecule: messenger RNA, 465 nt
Organism: Triticum turgidum subsp. durum (durum wheat)
Lineage: Eukaryota; Viridiplantae; Streptophyta; Magnoliopsida; Poales; Poaceae
Source: the annotation of a GenBank genome assembly